Messenger RNA from Vitrella brassicaformis, 771 nucleotides. The record is from the annotation of a GenBank genome assembly. NCBI's taxonomy places the organism in Eukaryota, Vitrellaceae.
CUAGUUGUAGUUGUAUGACUGGUGAGAAGGCGCUGCAUCACGUUACGCAGCAAUCGACCGAUAAAGGGUAGGAACGUGUGUAUCGGUGUGUCUGUCUGGAGUAAACGUACAGAAUCUCUGUCCUGUGUAGUCUCCUGCCGAGAUGGGACUCCCUCCGUCACUGCCAAAGUUGCCGCGGCCGUCAUGGCGCUGAGGGCUCUCACCUGCACACACUCACACACAGGUUGAUUAAUCCACGGUAGCCACCAACACCAAUGCGUGUGAGGAGGUACCUCGAUCGUAUUGGUGUGAGUAAUCGGGUGGCGGAUAUGAAGGCUCUCGGCGCCGCCACUGCUGCAGCUGUUCCAGCUGUUGUCGCUGCCACUCCUGCUCGUGGACGGGAGGCACCAAAGGGAAGUCAUCGGGAUGACAAACGCCUCUGACACAGACAGACAGACAGACAGACACGCGCAUGCACAUCGAUGAAUGCAUCUCCGCGUGUCUGUGUGCGGUCGUGUUGCUCACUCGUUGAUGAGGUAUCGCUGCAGGAUUUCGAUGCGCCUCUCCUCCUCAACCAGACACGCCCUGUCCACCAGCACAUGGACCCGUGUGGAUCAGCAGAUGCAUCAUCCUUCUGCUGAUGCAUCCACUUACCUGAUCUGUUCUGUGGUGAGCUGCAUGCAACAAACACACGCAGACAGACACGGAGUGUGAUUCACUUGCAUCUCCGUCCGUGUGUUUCGAUGUGGGCGUGCACACCUGGCUGUCGUCGAUUCCGUAGAGCAACACCAU